CGAGAUCAAACGUCUCUCUUAUGUUUCGGGUUUCGAGUGUUCUCCGACGAGUUUCAGCUGCAAACCCUAAAUCACUCCAUCUCCAGAUUUUCCCUCCACUACAUGGACGGAUCGAACCCCGAGAUAUCACCGUCGAUUCGGCGGCUCGGUGGUUCGUGUCGGGAUCAUCUUCGAGCCCUAGCUUGUCGAUAUGGAGACGGAAGAAGGAGAUGAGCAAAGAAGGCCUUUUCGCUGCCAAGGAGCUCAAACGACUCCGCUUAGACUCGCUCCGACUCGACCGAUUCAUUCGUUUCAAUGUCUCUCGCCUGCUCAAGUCCGAUCUCGUCGCUGUUCUUGCGGAGUUCCAGAGGCAAGACCAGGUUUUCCUCUGCAUGAAGCUGUAUGAUGUUGUGCGAAAAGAAAUAUGGUAUCGACCAGACAUGUUCUUCUACCGGGACAUGCUUAUGGUGCUUGCAAGGAACAGAAAAGUGGACGAGGCCAGGAGGGUCUGGGGAGAUCUAAAGAGAGAGGAAGUUCUGUUUGACCAGCAUACAUUUGGAGACAUUAUACGAGCAUUCUUGGAUAGUGGACUUCCUGUAGAGGCUAUGCAAAUAUAUGAAGAGAUGCGAGCCUCUCCUGACCCACCUCUAUCAUUACCUUUUCGAGUUAUUCUGAAAGGACUCAUCUCUUAUCCGGAACUAAGAGAGAAGGUGAAAGAAGACUUCUUGGAGCUUUUCCCUGGAAUGUUCGUGUAUGACCCUCCUGAGGAUUUGUCUGAAGAAGAUCAAUAAACAAGAACAGAAAGCGAAUUUGGAUUGAGAGCAGAUAGACUCAUGCUAAAAAUAUGCAUGGUGGCAAUUCCAUCAUAGAUCUUCAGAUGGUUAUUGCUGUUAUUGGAGCAUCAGAACAGGUGACACAAGCAUGGCACCACACGGGGAAUGUUACCGUGAUUGGAACUUGGAAGAUAAAAAAACAUUCUCAUGCUGCUUCCGUCGAACACUCAAAUCCUUGAUGGCACUGAAGAGGUUAGUGUCUUUAUCUUCUAUUGGAUCCUAUCCAGUUCUUUGAUCCUGGACUAUUGCAGCCUAGGAUUUGAAUGAUUGUACCGAAUUGGGAUAGUUGUUGAUCUAUGUCUAAGACUGUGCCAUUAGGGAAACACUUGCUAUGAGUAGUGAGUUUAAAGACACUAAGGUUUCGAUUAGUUGUAUAUCAUUGCGUUUGCGACAGUGAUUCUGGACAUUUUCAGUGAAUUUGCUGGCGAUUGUGA
This is a messenger RNA of Tarenaya hassleriana, 1246 nucleotides long. RefSeq names its product pentatricopeptide repeat-containing protein At1g62350. NCBI's taxonomy places the organism in Eukaryota, Viridiplantae, Streptophyta, Magnoliopsida, Brassicales, Cleomaceae. The record is from RefSeq and is a predicted model, not a curated record. The transcript has 3 exons. The coding region runs from base 21 to 770 and encodes 249 amino acids. Gene Ontology annotation, molecular function: protein binding.